This is a messenger RNA of Phalaenopsis equestris, 3394 nucleotides long. Its product is annotated as pentatricopeptide repeat-containing protein At5g64320, mitochondrial. Gene Ontology annotation, molecular function: protein binding. Lineage: Eukaryota; Viridiplantae; Streptophyta; Magnoliopsida; Asparagales; Orchidaceae. The transcript is spliced from 2 exons. The record is from RefSeq and is a predicted model, not a curated record. The coding region runs from base 373 to 2544 and encodes 723 amino acids.
CUUUUCAUUGCAGGAAAAAUCAUUGCAGAGAUGGCCUCCUCUUGAUUUACAGAGCUCGGUAGUCCCCGCACUAUGCUGCAGACCGAAGUUUUGGAUGCCUUAGCUUCGACCAGUGAAGGUUUGUUUCGCCCCAAUUCUCUCCUAUAGUUCUACCACUUUCUUCGAUUUCCCUUUCCACCGUCGACCAAACCAUUUACGAAACUUUUUUCGACCUCAAAUUGUUCAUUUGUUGCUGCAUCGAUUUCGUUUUCCCAAAGUUCUCAUUUUUCUCACGCUUUCAUCGUUUGUAUGAUUCCGACCAAUUUCUCAGUAAUACUAUUCAUUUUUGUUCCACCAUCUUUGAAGGAUAUGUUGGAUAAAAUGUUGCCAUAGAUGCUUGUCUGUCGUUCCCAUCGCUACAUUAGUCAUGAAUGGAGAAUCGGCCGCAGAACUCUCACACGGGGAAAGCUAAUACUUAUUCAUAGACAGCCAUUUGCCCUAUUUUGCUCUGUCACUGACAUCGGAUUAGGGGAUUCGAAGUCGGAUUCUGAGAAUGAGUGGGAAAAACUCCUCAAGCCCUUUGAUCUGGAAGAGCUUAGAAAAUCUUUUAACUGGGUUACUCCCCGUAGGCUGUGCAAACUGCUUGAGCUUUCCCUUGACAUUUCAACUUUACUGCAAGUUUUUGAUUGGGCUGGCUCGCAGAAGGGCUACUGUCACACAUUUGAUGUAUACUAUAUUCUAAUAAAAAAAUUAGCUGAAGCUGGAGAGUUUAAGAUGGUAGAAGAGCUGCUACAUAGAUCUAAACAAGAAGGGGUUGUUCUAAGGGAACAAUUAUUUAUUGUGAUCAUGAAAUGCUAUGGAAAAUCCAGUCUUCCUGGUGCCGCAGUUCGAGUGCUCGAUAUAAUGCCUGACAAGUAUGGAUGCGAGCCAACUUUCAGAUCUUAUAAUGUGGUUUUGGACAUUUUGGUUGGGGCUAAUUGUCAUAGGAUAGCUGCCAACUUGUUCCAUAGAAUGCUGCAUCAAGGCGUGUCUCCCACGACCUUUACUUUUUCAAUAGUGAUGAAAGCUCUUUGCUUGGCAAACGAUGCUAACUCGGCACGCUCCCUUCUCGAUAAAAUGGGAAGGCACGGGUGCGUGCCCGACUCAAUAAUUUAUCAAACUCUAAUACAUGCUUUUUACAAGGAGAACAGGGUUCAUGAUGCUUUAGAGCUUUUGGAGGCCAUGCUACUGAUGGGUUGUUCCCCGGAUACCAACACAUUUAAUGAUGUUAUUCAUGGGCUUUGCAAAAUAGGUCAUGUCGAUGAUGCGACCAUAUUGGUCGAAAGAAUGUUUCUUCGAGGAUGCUUUCCGAGUGCCCUCACCUAUGGUGUAUGGUUGCAAGGGCUGUGCAAGAAAGGAGAAGUUGACGAAGCAAGAGCAGUAUUAAGCAAAGUACCCAAUCCAAGUGCGGCUUUGUUUAAUACAGUGAUCAACGGGUAUGUCGCAAUAGGUAGGCUGUUAGAAGCCGAAAUUCUAUAUGAUAAUAUGACACGAAAUGGUUGUCAUCCAGAUGUUUACACGUACAAUAUAUUGAUUAGCGGUCUCUGCAAGGAGGGACGGUUAGGAUCGGCUAUUUGCUUGUUUAAAGAGAUGGAAACUAAAAGUUGGGCACCAAAUGUGAUAACUUAUACAAUUUUGAUCGAUAGAUUUUGUAAGGAUGGUCAGUUGGGAGAAGCAAAAAAGAUAUUGGAGGAAAUGUACUCGAAAGGCUUAAGCCUUAAUACUGUAGGAUUCAAUUGUCUCAUAUGUGCUUUAUGUAGGGAUCAAAAGAUUGAUGAGGCCAUGAAGCUUCUUGAAAAGAUGAAGGAAGAAGGUUGUAAGCCUGAUAUUCUUACAUUUAAUUCUCUAAUACAUGGUUUGUGCAAGAUUGAUCAGCUGAAGGAAGCCUUCAAUGUUUACGAAAACCUAUUGCUGGAGGGAGUUGUUGCUAAUAGUGUGACAUAUAAUAUAUUGAUUAAAGCAUUGUUGAAGAAGGGAGAGCUACAGGAAUCUUUGAAACUUGUCAAGGAUAUGGUGUUACAUGGUUGCUGGGUGGAUGCUAUCAACUUUAACAGGCUGAUAAAGGCACUUCGCAACAAUGAAGGCAUUGAAACAGGAUUAGAGCUGUUUGAGCAGAUGAGACAGCUAGGCAUUUGUCCGAGUACAAUUUCCUGUAAUCUUCUUAUUGAUGGACUCUGCAGGAAAAGAAGAAUGCAUGAAGCUCUAGAAUUAGUAGGAAAAAUGCUUCAGCUUGGUUUUAAACCAGAUAUAGUGACUUAUAAUAGUGUGAUAAAUGGUAUGUGUAGAAAGGGCGCAAUUCAUGCAGCUUUUAACCUUUUAGAGAAGCUACAUACAGAACAAAUUGUUCCUGACGUAGUUACAUAUAAUAUUCUUAUUAGUUGGCACUGCAAGAAAAAUUUAGUUGAGGAGGCAAACAAGCUACUAGAUAGAGCUGUGAAUGUUGGUAUUACACCCAAUGCCCGUACUUGGGAUGUUUUGUUACACAAUGUUCUUCGGGAAUCAAUCAAUCUGGCAUCAAUUCUGUAAUGACUAAAGCGCCAAAAUAGUCCCCUGACUGUUUAAUAUGGUCAUUUUAGUCCCAGAGUUCAUAAAAGUGUCAAAUUAGUCGCAGUCUCUUUAAACCAUGGCUGAAAUAGUUUUCUAUGAGGACUAGUUUGGCCCAUAUUAAAUGAGUAUGGGAACUAAAUUGGCACUUGUAUAGAUUUUGGGACUAAAAUAAUCCCUUGCAAAGAGUCAGAGGGCUAUUUUGACACUUCUAUCCUUCUUUAAUGGUAGCUAAAGCCUGUUCAUUAAGUAUUCUGUAGAAUUGUUCCCAAGUGCCUAUAAUUCUAGUUAUUUAUGAUUUUGGAUUAUUCGCAGUGGGUUACUGGGCUGUUAGGGUGAUUCUCUCACCAUCUACAGCUCAUGGGAUUCUUGAAGGAGAGCUGCAACUCCAUGCUGCAAUGCAGUAAGGAUUUGGUAUUCUUUGCAAGGAAAAAUUGGCCUCCAUUAUCUUGACAAUGGACGACACAUCCUAUACUUGCAUGGAUUGACAUCGUUCUUUGUGCUGAGAUUCCCAACAAAGUAUUUUUAUCUAGGUUGAUAUUGUGUUUCACUUCAAGAUCUCCGACAAACUAGUAUUUACCUCGGCUGACAUCAUUCUUCACAUUGAGAUCUCUUGUAAGCUGGUAUUUAUAGGGCAACAUGGCGCUCACAGUCAAGAUUCUCGGUGGAGUAAUAUUUAUGUUGGAAUCAGCACAAAAUUAUAUUCAUAUACAAACUUUUUAUGUACAUGUAUAGCUGGUUUGCAUUUUGAUUGUUGUUUUUUUUUUCUUAGUAAAAUGUGUAUGGAUAUGAAAUGUGCGGAGAAUAUAAGAAUAGAGAAUGCUCUUAAGAA